AUGAUUCGCGUCAGAGGUAUCCUUCGCCUGCUCCUCUUCCAAGCAGUAUUGCCCACUAUAGUCCAAUCUCGGCAAUGUUACCUCACAAAUGGCAAAGCAGCAGACUCAAGCUUCCAGCCCUGCUUCCCAGAUCAAGAUGACAGCCCCUGCUGUUCACUAGCCAAAAGCAACACAACCCCCAAUGACAUCUGCCUCUCUGGCGGAGUAUGCUAUAUCCAAGAUCCAAAUUUCCGAGGCCUCCUACGGCAGGGUGCUUGCACCGACAAGACUUGGAAGAGCGGACAGUGUCCCGAACUCUGUGAUACGGUCUCCGACGCAACCCUCUACGUAAUCCCCUGUCCCCUCCAAGGCCGCGGCUUCUGGUGCUGCAGCGUAAACGGUACAAACUGCUGCGACGACGCCGUGCGCCUAGACAUGGGCCAGAUGAUCAACGUAUCCGUGACAUCACUCACAUCAGAAAUUUCCUCCUCAUCGGGCUCAUCUAAGUCCGCGCUCUCGUCGUCAGUAUCCUCCGUCUCGCCAUCCCCAAAAGCAUCAUCAUCAUCGCCUUCGUCGACCAACGCCAACACCGAUACCGAAACAAAUACAAAGACCAAUCCUAAGGAUACAACAUGCACUCCUGGCUCAAACACCAGUGCCACAUGUCCAGCUUCUAAAACAACAGUGAUUAGCGCUGGACUCGGUGCUGGGUUGGGUGGGUGCCUUCUGAUCGCUAUUGUGACGAUGGUCGUGCAGCGGCGGAUCUACAAGAAGAAUCUGCGGCAGAAGGAGGCGAUGAUUGAUGAGAUUGCUGCGGCGAGCUCGGCGCAACAUUUGGGUUAUCCCUAUGCGGGGAGGGACAAGAUUAUGUUUCCGGCAGAGCUGGGGCCGCGGGAUACGCGCAUUCAUGAGGUUGAGGGGAAUGGGCUUAAUGAGAAAUGA
This is a messenger RNA of Penicillium concentricum, 921 nucleotides long. RefSeq lists its product as uncharacterized. Lineage: Eukaryota; Fungi; Ascomycota; Eurotiomycetes; Eurotiales; Aspergillaceae. The record is from RefSeq and is a predicted model, not a curated record. The transcript is spliced from 2 exons. Bases 1 to 921 code for a protein of 306 amino acids.